AUGGCCACCUGUGAUAAUUAUGAGUCAGCUGGACGUCGAAUAAGAUACCUGGACAAGCUCUUUGCGGGCGGACAAGAAGAACAGGCUUUAAAAGAAUGGAGUGAAGACUACGAAGGUUCCAAUGGCCUCCCACGGCACGACCACAAACCUGAACACCUCGAGCUAGGUGCCAGAUUACAUGCGCUUUCCGGACACCCUGAUCGCGCGCGCGAGAUCAUGCAGGAGUUGUUUGAGCUGCAUCCGUCGUGGAGCCCCAGUAUCAUGAAGACUGUAUUCCGCGCCCACACUUCCUCCCCCUCAGUUCAGCAUCACGAUCUGGCCAACGGCAUAUACAAGAAGUUGAAGGAGAGCAUGGGCGACAAGUUGACGCUCGAAGAUUACGAUGCUUGUUUUGUAGGCUUCUUGGAAGCUCGCCACUUGUAUUAUGCUAAGCUUGUGUUUCGCGACAUGAUCAAGGAGGGGCAUCUCGCUGGAUCGGAUGAUCUUACGGACGUCAAGAGCGUUUUGUCGAGAUUGCACAUGCUCUACCGGUUAGCUACGGACAUUUCGAAAAUGACCACCAUCGGGUUGCAAGCGGUCAAGAGCUUGCCAUCAGCAUAUCACCCGCACGUUUUCGCUCAUUGGAUGAGAUCAGCUGUGGUCAGAAAUGCCCCGGAAGCUGCAGGUCAAAUUCUGGAAAUGAUGUUCCGCCGCAACUCUCAGCCCCAGACAAUCCACUUCAACCUCUUGCUGAAAGCCCUCAUGCGGACUAAAGUGGUGCAGCCCGAGCAAAAUCCGUACGCCUCGAAAGCAGAAAACAUCGGUUGGCGAAUGAUUGAAGAAGCUCGGAAAGUUUCCGUGGAGAAAUUGCCGGAUGUGUCGGCUGCCGAGAUGAUCUCACAGUGGGUCGACGAAAGGAAACAGCUUGUGCCAGACGACGAGGUCAUGAAUGACCAGCUGAGACAUGUUCCCAGAGCCAACGUGACCACUUUCGCGAUCAUGAUGAAGCAUCAUGGAGACAAAGAGCAGUGGGAGCACGUGGAUUAUCUUGCAAGGCAAUUGAAAGAGGGGGGUUUUCAACCAAACGCAGCGCUCAUGAAUAUCCUCAUGGACAACAAGUGCCGCCAAGGGAAGUACAGCGAGGCCUGGAAGAUCUACAAAACGUUCACAGAUGUACCAGCGGGUACACCCGGUGUCUUCCCCGAUGGAUCGAGCAUUAGAUGCCUCUGGAAGACGCUUCGACUGGCGCUUGGAGACCAGGCUGCUCGCGAUGAUCCGAACCUCCCGCGACCUCGUGAACUGUUGGCCGAGACUGUCCAGUGGUGGGAACGGUGUCGAGCUAGGCCUGACGCGGAGCGAUUUCUCAUUGGUUUAGCUGCAACGGAGCAUGGGGCGCUGACGAGCCUGAUGAUGCACUGCUUCAGCUACACGAACGAUAUCGUUGGUUCACUUGUCGGAUUGCAUAUCCUCCACCAGAAGUUCGACAUCCUCCCGUCCGACAAGUCCGCGGCGAUACUCCAGCGUCACGCCGCUUGGGUUGAUAUGCGCAAGAAGGGACCUGUUCAACGAUCGACCUUCCAACAUCAUGGCCAUCACAAGAACAAUUUAGAGAAAAUGGGGCGUGUAUACUACAUCCUUUUAGAGCGCCGAUUGGAGAAGAUGAACUCCGCGUCCGAUGACUACGCUCUGACCAAGAGUGGAAAAGACGGUCUACCCCUGAAUAUCCUCUCGGAAUUCAUUCGCGUUGUUUUGAAACGUACGCAUUCUCCAGAGACGAUAGAGGCUAUGAUAAGCCAGGCCAAGGAAGAGGUUGGGGUUCCAGAAAUGGCGACAGGUGACAUGGACGCCUUCCAGGUCGUCUAA
Molecule: messenger RNA, 1842 nt
Organism: Paraphaeosphaeria sporulosa
Lineage: Eukaryota; Fungi; Ascomycota; Dothideomycetes; Pleosporales; Didymosphaeriaceae
Exons: 1
Coding region: 1-1842 (613 amino acids)
Molecular function (GO): protein binding
Source: RefSeq, a predicted model, not a curated record